Condylura cristata (star-nosed mole) is the source of this 1907-nucleotide messenger RNA. RefSeq names its product acyl-CoA dehydrogenase, long chain (gene ACADL). NCBI's taxonomy places the organism in Eukaryota, Metazoa, Chordata, Mammalia, Eulipotyphla, Talpidae. Gene Ontology annotation, cellular component: mitochondrion. The coding region runs from base 1 to 1755 and encodes 584 amino acids. The record is from RefSeq and is a predicted model, not a curated record. Gene Ontology annotation, biological process: long-chain fatty acid catabolic process; carnitine metabolic process, CoA-linked; fatty acid beta-oxidation using acyl-CoA dehydrogenase. The transcript has 14 exons. Gene Ontology annotation, molecular function: flavin adenine dinucleotide binding; long-chain fatty acyl-CoA dehydrogenase activity.
AUGAAUGAAUCUGUGACAGAAAGUGAAGGAAGUGUCAGAGAAAAUACCAGACUGGAGUCCCUUACAUCCAGACAAGUGAAAGGGUUGGCAAGAGUGUCACUCAAAGACUUGACACAAUCCUCUGAAUCACUGAAAGGUCGGCACAGAGAGACGAAACAUAGUGGGAGAGCAUUAGGUAUCAAGAUAAGCAGAGUAUAUUUGCGUUUUCAGGCGAGGUUCAGGGACUCAGAAGAGGAAGUCCAAGAAGUCCCAUCCCAGAGCCGGGUCACUGUGGUCCUGGUACAACUCAUCCCUGCUGGCAUCUUCUGUGGGCCCGAGAAGGUGCAGGAGAAGUCUAGUAUAGACAGCUGUCAUAUCUGGGUCAGAAGCUACACUCUUACUCGAGGCAAAUUUGCCAAGGCCAUCUUUGAUGCAACCUCCAAGAAUUACUGUGGUCUCACACAACCACCUUCUGUGUUGGAAACUGUGUUCACCAAGUCUCCCAGCCAGGAAUUCGCUGUCCUUUUAGCAAAAAAGGCCUCUAGGCCUUUUCGGUGUCUAAAAUGCUCUCACUCAGGAGCAGAGGAACGUCUAGAAACUCCUUCUGCUAAAAAUUUAACAGAUAUAGGAAUUAGAAGAAUCUUCUCUUCAGAGCAUGACAUCUUCCGGGAAAGUGUGAGGAAGUUUUUUCAAGAGGAAGUGAUUCCUCAUCACGCAGAAUGGGAGAAAGCUGGAGAAGUGAGUAGGGAACUCUGGGAAAAAGCUGGUAAACAAGGACUGCUCGGUGUCAAUAUUACAGAGAACCAUGGAGGGAUCGGUGGGGACUUGUACUCAGCAGCUGUGGUCUGGGAGGAGCAAGCAUACUCGAAUUGUACAGGCCCCGGUUUUAGUCUUCACUCAGAUAUUGUCAUGCCCUAUAUUGCAAACUAUGGUUCAGAAGAACAGAUAAAGCGCUUCAUCCCUCAGAUGACUGCCGGGAAAUGUAUUGGUGCCAUUGCAAUGACAGAGCCUGGAGCAGGAAGUGAUUUGCAAGGAGUGAGAACAAAUGCCAAAAAGGAUGGAAGUGACUGGAUUCUCAAUGGAAGCAAGGUUUUCAUCACGAAUGGGUGGCUCAGUGACGUUGUGAUCGUGGUAGCCGUGACCAGUCGCGAAGCUCGCUCUCCUGCCCAUGGCAUCAGCCUUUUUCUGGUGGAAAACGGAAUGAAAGGAUUCAUCAAAGGACGAAAGCUACAUAAAAUGGGUCUAAAAGCCCAGGAUACUGCAGAAUUAUUCUUUGAAGAUGUGCGUUUGCCAGCGAGUGCCCUGCUUGGAGAAGAGAAUAAAGGCUUCUAUUACCUCAUGCAAGAGCUUCCACAGGAAAGACUGUUGAUUGCUGAGUUGGCAAUUUCAGCCUGUGAAUUCAUGUUUGAAGAAACCAGGAACUAUGUUAAACAAAGAAAAGCUUUUGGGAAAACAGUUGCACAUAUACAGACUGUGCAGCAUAAACUAGCAGAAUUAAAAACACACAUUUGUGUAACCAGAGCUUUUGUGGACAGCUGUCUCCAGCUGCAUGCAGCUAAACGUCUGGACUCUGCCUCGGCUUCCAUGGCGAAAUAUUGGGCAUCUGAGUUGCAAAACAGUGUGGCUUAUGACUGCGUCCAGCUCCACGGAGGUUGGGGCUACAUGUGGGAGUACCCAAUUGCCAAAUCUUAUGUGGAUGCCCGAGUUCAGCCAAUCUAUGGUGGUACCAAUGAAAUAAUGAAGGAGUUGAUUGCAAGAGAUAUCGUUCGUCCGUGACAAGCAGACACUUGCCCACAUCCUGGAAUCCUAUUACAGCUAAUCUGAUGUUAAAUCUACUCAAAAUAAAAUUUAACCUGCAAAGGAAACACAAAACACUUUCUUAUGUGCUCUCUCAAUGAAAAAGAUAUCAAAUGAAAAUAUAAAAUUAA